AAUAAAUUUUUGGUUUUUGGUCACCAGCCAUUUUAUUAGGUACACCUGUUUAGCUGUAUGUUAACACAACUUGUUUACACAUUAUGAGCUGCAGUCUUUUUCAAAUAUUUUUUUAUUGCUGUCCACUAGGUGGCGAUAACGGAUCGCUUUAGCGUAAACGUUAAACAAACACCAGGCAACCAGGAGAUUUGUUGUUGCGCUUUAAUCAACGUGCAUAACCGGAAUAAGAUUACGAAAUUGGGCGAGUGUCCGCAUAAUCCUGCAAUAAUGUAACAACACAGAGAGCGCUGUCGAUACAGGGACACAAGUGAACAGCAGAGGGCAGCAGCACGCCGCCCAGCGUCCAGUCUGCCAAGCCAAAGGAGAAGAAGACGUUGUUUGGGAACGAUUUCGGGCACUCCGUGGGGGAUCUUUGCUUGUUUAAAUACUUCGGAGUAAAGACUAAUGGCUUUCGCCGUGCCUGUGUGGCUUGCGGUCCAGGAGGAGCUCCUGGCACAAAACGAGGCAGAAUGCGGAGCUUCGAGCUGUUUUGACACUUUCGACGAUGAAGCUCUUUUUCAGUUGUUCCACCUGAGCAGACCCUGCAUCCUGUUCAUCGCAGACGCCGUCCGCAUCCGCAUGAAGGACGCCGCCCCCAAGAAAUCUCAGCUGCUCGUGGACGAGAUGGUCAUGGUGGCGCUCAAUUAUUACGCACAUGGGGUCUCCACCACUGCCGUGCUGCAGAAAGCCGGACUGAGGCAGACGGACUGCCCCACGACUGUGGUCGGUACAAUCUCGGGAGUCAUAGCAGGGAUGUCCGAUGUAUUCAUCUCUUUCCCGCUAACCCUGGACGCCAGAACUAAUGUCGCCUUAAAGAUAGAGCAAUUCUGUGAAAUCCCAAACGUGCUGGGCGUCUUGGCUCCUGCGCACUUCAAGAUCAGAGCAUCUCCAUAUGAAAAGGACGCUUUCAGGUCUUUUAUCAAUGCCCUUGGUUACACAUCGGUUGUAAGCCAGAUCAUAUGCGACUGCGACGGCAACAUACUGAGUGUUGAAAAGUGCUGUGUUGGUGGCACGUUUGAGCAAGAGAUGUGGGACUCCUCCUUUAAAGGAAGGGAAAUGCAAGAGGACCUGCUCAGCCCGUUCUGGUUGAUUGGUGGGAAAGGCUACCACUUAAGCAAGCACGUCUUGACUCCUGUAUCACUGCCCGCGAACAACAACGAGAUCCGCUUCAACGAGGCCCACGCAAAGAUCCUCGAUGUCAUGCAGACGACACUGGAUUCCAUGAAAAGGCGUUUCAAGUGUCUGAUGCAACUUGGUUUUGCACAAGAAGGCUCACUUAACAAACAGUCUAACAUUAUCAAAGCAUGCAGUGUGCUGCACAACAUCGCUAAAAAGUUCUCUGUCCCUCCCCCGCCUGACGCUGGUAAAGCUGAGCCGCUAUAUCCUGGCAAGCAGCAGUCAGGGCCAGUAGAGAUCAAACAGGAGGCCCUCAAAGCCAGACAGGAAGUUAUUGAUAGUAAAUUCUCUGCUGUGUCCAGCAGUCAGGACCCCUCAGGUAGCAACGUCACAGAAGAAGAUGCAUAAAGGGUUGUUUCUGGUCUAUGAAAGAGGAUCAAUGACACACUGACACCAAAACUCAGCUUUUAUAUUUCUGUGAAUGUGAAAUAUUAUAUUUCUUGUAAUUAUUCCUUUGUUUUGUACUUAUUUUAUUAAAUUCAUUUUUUAAACAUU
Messenger RNA from Haplochromis burtoni (Burton's mouthbrooder), 1710 nucleotides. RefSeq names its product putative nuclease HARBI1. The record is from RefSeq and is a predicted model, not a curated record. Bases 445 to 1563 code for a protein of 372 amino acids. Lineage: Eukaryota; Metazoa; Chordata; Actinopteri; Cichliformes; Cichlidae. The transcript has 2 exons.